This is a messenger RNA of Rhagoletis zephyria (snowberry fruit fly), 792 nucleotides long. The record is from RefSeq and is a predicted model, not a curated record. NCBI's taxonomy places the organism in Eukaryota, Metazoa, Arthropoda, Insecta, Diptera, Tephritidae.
AUGGACUCCGCCGUCGCCAACAUCCGCCGCCGCUUUGAGGCGGACGGGCACGCCACCUCACCGCUGAUUAAUCCCAUCGACGUGGAGCGGGUGCGCACUGAGGACUGGCAGAUUCGCCGCUACCUGGUGGACCUGGACGGCAACGCCGAGGAGGCGUACAAGGCGCUGGUGCGGACGCUGCAGUGGAAGGAACGCCACCACGUGCACUCCCUCAAGGACACCGACUUUCCCACGGAGUUCUACGCCCUGUACAAGGUGGAGUCGUACGGGACGGACAAGGACGGCUACGCCAUCCUCGCCGAGUCGUACCGCCACCAGCGCCACUGGGAGGAGAUCAACCAGGUCUUCGUGGACCUGGUCACUGCCCACAUCGAGAAGAUGGACCGCAUCGUCGGGGAGAAGGGCAUGAACUACAUGGCCGACUUUAGCGACACGCCGGUGACCAAGUUGGACUUCAGUCUGGCGACCUACCGCGUCAAUAUCCUCAACAAGCACUAUCCGAUGCUGGCGCGGCGCAUUAUGCUGCACAAUGUGCCGAAGAUGGUGAAGCCGGCGAUGAAGCUGGUGGUCGCCUUCAUGAAGCCGUCAAUUCGAGACACGGUGGUCUACACGACGGACGACGAUGUGACCGCCUUCAUUUCGCCCGACAUUCUGCACUCGGAUUUUAAGGGAAAGCGGACGGAGCGACACUACCCAGUGACGGAAAGCAUGCGCGGACCGGCCUUUGCCGCCAAGUGGAAGGUGGAGCCGAAGUUUAUUGACAGCUUCUUCAAGUACAAUAAUUUGGUUUAG